AAAGACAAACCCCCAUUUAGGAAAAGAACAGAGUCUUACCGAUUCACGUCUCGUUGAUCUGUUUAGCUCCAUAUGUGCAGAUGGGUGAUUAAAGCUAGGUUCUUUCAUCCAUAAAUUUGCAAGAAAGGUUCUUCCUUUGAUUCGAUCAUGGCACAAUCUGACAAGGGUGAGAAGAGGAUUGUAGGAGAUUAUGUGGUGGAGAAACAGAUUGGGUCUGGUUCGUUUUCGGUCGUGUGGCUAGCUCGACAUAGGGUUCAUCAAAAGGAGGUCGCGAUUAAGGAAGUUAUAACUGGGAGGUUGAAUAAGAAGUUGCAGGAAAGUCUUAUGUCCGAGAUUGUUAUCUUGAAGAAGAUUAAUCAUCCUAACAUUAUUCGAUUACUCGACAUCAUUGAGGAAACUGGAAGGAUAUAUUUUGUAUUAGAGUACUGCAGGGGAGGUGAUUUGUCCAUCUUUAUUCAACGACGCCAUGGAAGAGUGUCGGAAGCUACAGCUAAACAUUUUAUGCAGCAGCUAGCUGCUGGUCUACAAAUCUUGCGUGAUAAUAACCUCAUACAUCGAGAUCUGAAGCCACAAAAUCUUCUGCUUUCUGCAAAUGAUGACAAUGCCACCCUCAAGAUUGCGGAUUUUGGAUUUGCAAGACCUCUUCAACCUAAAGGCCUUGCUGAAACAUUGUGUGGUUCUCCACUUUACAUGGCUCCAGAAAUAAUGCAACUUCAGAAAUAUGAUGCAAAGGCAGAUCUAUGGAGUGUUGGUGCCAUCUUAUUUCAGCUUGUAACUGGAAAACCUCCAUUUACUGGAAACAACCAGAUACAGUUAUUUGACAAUAUCAUGAAAUCAACAGACUUACAUUUUCCGCCAGAUAAGAAGAAGGAUUUGAGUCCUGAGAGCAUGGAUUUGUGCAGAAAAUUGCUUCGCCGUAAUCCAGUGGAACGGUUGACAUUUGAAGAGUUCUUUAAUCAUCCUUUUUUAUCGUUAAGACACAAAGACGAUAUUUUAAGGAGUAGAGUGGCACCCAGAAGAAUAGGUACUGUUUCUCUUUAUGAGCGCAAUACUUUAAAUAGCGCAGAAGAAGAUAGGUCUGAAGAAGAUGCUUUGCCUUUCAGUCUUGAAGAUGAAUCUAAUGCAUCUCCUACCUUAAGGCUUCCAUCCAUGAAGUCUUCGUCUCUUGACAAGAAAGUAGAGUUUAACACUUUGGUGAAUAUGGACUUCACCCCCAAUUAUAGGAAUAGUUUAUAUAAGCAAAAAAGUGCUGGCCUUAACAGUUGGAAAUAUCCGGAGCAAAAACCAAGAGCCUCUUUGAAAUCGACUGAUCAAAGACCACAACCGGCUUCAUGUCAGAUAGUUCCUGAUUCAUUCGACUUCGUUGAUCAGGAGUAUGUUCUUGUACCUGAUAUCCCAUUAGAUGUGUCUUCUUCUCCUACAAGUGCUUCCAAGCCAUGUAAAUUGGGGAGUCUACAACAGCCACAGCCAUCCAUGAGAAUGAACUCUGGCUCUAUUGAACGGAGCUUUAAUAGUCAUGACUCGGCUCCAUCAACUGAUUGCACAGCCAGGAUGAAGUCAUUGCAACAUUUCGCAUCUGCUAUUACUGAAUUAGUAACUGAAAAGGUUGAGAAGGGAAGACAUUUAGAAGCAUUCUCCCUUCAGCUUGUAAUCCUUGCAAUAUGGAAGCAAGCGCUUAAUAUUUGCCAUACAGAAGCUGCUGCAUCAACCGUUGAUAAGAGACACAAGCAGAAGGAUAAUCAUCCAGGUGUUUGCUCUCGUAUUGAGGGGACAUUUCUUCUUGAACUCGGGAAUGCUGAGAAUCUUGCAAAGAUGGUCGAGAAUGGAAAUGAAGAGAUGCCAGAUGCAAUGGAAACAAUUUACCAAUCUGCACUUGCUUUUGGCAGACAUGGUGCAGUGGAUGAAUGCAUGGGCGAUAUGCAAAAUGCAGCGAUUCUCUAUUCGAAAGCGACAUGUUUGUUGGCCUUCCUUCUAGUCGACGCACAAUCACUUAUUCUUAACCCACCAUUCUCACUCACCAGCACAGAACGAUAUAGGCUUCAAAAUUACAUGGAUAUAAUCAACAAUAGGGAAAGUUAUUCCAAGUCUCAGUUUACGACCCUUCUCAAUUGCGACGAUCAGCUGCGUUCGUCUUGAUUUUUAAAGAUAUUUGUUGUCUUGUGAAUUGAAACUGUACAGUUAUUCAUUUGAUUGCCUUUGUUUGAUAUUAUCAUUGAAUUUGAACUUCUUUA
Molecule: messenger RNA, 2231 nt
Organism: Impatiens glandulifera
Lineage: Eukaryota; Viridiplantae; Streptophyta; Magnoliopsida; Ericales; Balsaminaceae
Product: serine/threonine-protein kinase ATG1c-like
Exons: 13
Coding region: 148-2136 (662 amino acids)
Biological process (GO): autophagy; peptidyl-serine phosphorylation
Cellular component (GO): cytoplasm
Molecular function (GO): ATP binding; protein serine/threonine kinase activity
Source: RefSeq, a predicted model, not a curated record